Gambusia affinis (western mosquitofish) is the source of this 2283-nucleotide messenger RNA. It is a transcript of the gene spata2l, whose product is annotated as spermatogenesis associated 2-like. The transcript is spliced from 4 exons. The record is from RefSeq and is a predicted model, not a curated record. Bases 120 to 1403 code for a protein of 427 amino acids. Lineage: Eukaryota; Metazoa; Chordata; Actinopteri; Cyprinodontiformes; Poeciliidae. Gene Ontology annotation, cellular component: cytoplasm.
CCAGCGGCAGGUGAGGUUCUGUUUCUUCUUCUGUUUGGACCCAUGUCCGAACCGUCCGCCUCCACUUGGUGUUGGAGCCAGCGCUGGCUUCAGAAACGAGACUUCUUUGAGAAAAAGAGAUGCGCGGUGUGGACCUGGUCCGGGCAUACGACCGAGUUCUGGAGCAGCAGAUCCUAGUUCGGGGGUCGUGCCGGGCCUGUCAGGACGAGGCGUUGAGGUCAGAGGUCGAGGGCCUCCUGGCGACCUCCGACCCUCGGGAGUUGCACGGCCUGGGCCUGGAGCCUCUGCGGCUGAUGGAGGAGGUUCUGGAGGCCCGGCGCGGUCCGGGUCUGCGCGGCCUGGCCCGGACCUUCGAGGUUCUGGAGCAGGCGGCAUUGAACCUGUACCUGGGCCCCUGGAGGGAGGAGUACCGGGUGAUCAAGAUGUACUCCGGUACCUUCACCCACUGCGUCGCUCCAGUACUUUCGGCUGUACAGACAGAAGAAGUGUUCGGCCUGCUGGGGUACCGCCCAGGCCCGGCUCAGACCCGGCUGCUGCGCCUGCAGCCGGCCUGCGGCCUGACGGCGCCACGGGAGCUGCUGCGCCUUGCCUGCGCCUUCUUCCUGGCCCGCUGUGAGUGUUGCCUCCUGAUGGCCACCUUGGGGAAGCGUGGAGGCACCCGCUGGGAGCUAGGCGUAGUGCGGGAGCGGCGGCAAGGACAACGGCUGCAGGUUGCCGUUGACAACGCUGAGCGGCUGCUGUCUGUUCCGGAGGAGGCAGAGGGAGAGUUGGACCUGUACCUGGAGGACAGCACGGCACCCCCUGGUGGCCAGCGGCGCAGCAACGGGCCGGUGGCGGCGCCUCGUUGCAGGAGGUUUGGUCCAGUCGUCCCCCCGCCGAUGGAGGUGGAGAGAGGGCGACCCCAUGACCUCUGCGGCUGUCUCCGUUCGCCUCCGCUCCGUCUCCAGCACUGCCUGGACUGCGGUGUCCUCCAUGACAUCACUUGCGUCCACCUGACCGACUGCAGCCUGCAGCGCCACCAGGUGGAGCCAGCGAGUGGCUUAACAGAGACGGGGUCGGAGACAGGGGAGGAGCGUCCCCGAGACGCCGUCCCCGAGGACAACGCCGCCUCUCAUCCAAUCAGCUACCACUGCGAAGCAGCCAGCGCCAACCCCCACCUGCUGUGCCUCACCUGCAGAGCUGUCCACACUGCCACCUGUGUGGAGGGCAAGCUGUGCCACUUGGCCCACCGGACCCGCUGCCUGGGGAUGUGUUCCUGCGGGAAGUCCUGCUGCGGGACGCCGCGCGUCCUGUGCCUCUACUGCGGCGACGAGUUCUGCAGGGACUGCUGGUACAAGAACCCGCUGACCUGCGUCUGCGGACGCAGCUUCCACCUGUCCACCGACCUGUCCACCUCCGUCUGAGGACUUCCUGCUCUUCCGGCUCAAUGAGCCCGACCUCAGUGCCUGAGAGAGCAGCACGUUGCAAGUCCACCUCGCUGCAGCAAACAGGAAGUGGCGGGACGGACCGCUGUCAGUCUCAGACCUUAUUUGGAAAUGGGACCAUUGCACUCUGGGUGUAAAGGGGGCGCUAUUUCCACCCUUUACCAUUAAUUCUGGCAUUACUGGAACCAUAAAAGAACAAUUAUCUUAUAAAACCCCAUAUUUUUUAAUUUUUUUAAAGGAAAUAGAGCUAAUUAAAUGACAUAAACAAAACCUCAAAGUGGUUCCAGUUUCUCUCGAUGGCCAACUUGUUGAAACUGAGGCUAAUUAUAAAUUCCUUGUGUCGUUCCUGGACAGUCAACUCAACUUGCUGAAAACACUGGCUAUACCUUUAAGAACUGUUCUCAGAGACAAGACCAGUGAUCUUGGGGUAACUCAACCAGAGGUUGUGUAUGGGGCAUGCUGUGGUGGCGUAGUGGACAGCACAACCCACAUUUGGAGGCCUUGAGUCCUCGACGUGGCCGUCGCGGGUUCGAUUCCUGGACCUGCCGACAUUUGCUGCAUGUUUUCUCCCCCCUUUCCUGUCAGCCUGCUGUCAUUUUGAGCCCCUGCUCCUUUUAUCCUUGAUGCUCCUACUGCCUUUUUUUGAGUUUUUUUUUAUUUGUGUGUCAGGAGGCCUGCAUGUGCUUCUCAACAGGAUUUAGCUAAAAAUAAUUUAGCCAAAUGAAUGACUCUGGCUGUUCAGAGUCCGGGCCCCUGGAGGGGCAGAUCUGUGCCCUCUAUCAAAUUAAGGCCAAGAAAAUAUAUUUUUCCCAACAUGCACCUGUUUGUGAGUAAAACCGUACGUCUGAUGUUGAAGUUA